This is a messenger RNA of Struthio camelus australis, 731 nucleotides long. The record is from RefSeq and is a predicted model, not a curated record. Lineage: Eukaryota; Metazoa; Chordata; Aves; Struthioniformes; Struthionidae.
AUGUGCUUUGCCGACGGCGAGCUGCUGGGCGACGAGCAGCGGCUGCUCCGCUGGGCCUACGACAAGUGGGACCACUGCGAUUUUACACCCCAGGCCCUUUACCAAGCUAUUACGGAGGAUUUCUGCACCAAAUAUAUGAAAAAUAGCCAGCAUGUGUUUGUGUACUUGGAUAUAGCCAUUCAGCAACAGCCCAUCGGGACACUUUUAUUUGAGCUCUUUUCGGAUGCGUGUCCCAAAACGUGUGAGAAUUUCCGCGUUUUGUGUACAGGGGGAGUGAGGUCGUCUUCCACUGGUCUCGAGCUCACUUACAAAAAUUCCGUUUUUCAUCGAAUAGUAGAAAAGGGAUGGAUCCAAGGAGGAGACAUAGUAGCCAGAAGAGGAGAUGGAGGAGAAUCCAUUUACGGUCCCACCUUUGAAGAUGAAAACUUCUCCAUCCGUCACAACAAAAGAGGGAUCCUGGGCAUGGCCAACACAGGACGCCACAGCAACGGCUCGCAGUUCUACAUCACCCUCCAGCCAGCUCCCUACCUGGACAAAAAGCACGUGGCUUUCGGGCAACUGAUUGAGGGCACAGAGACUCUUCAGAAACUGGAAGCCGUGUCUACAUAUAACGAAAGGCCUGUUGAAGAAUGUAAGAUUAUUAACUGUGGGGUCUUUGAGCCGUGAUUGCAAGUGGUUUUUCCUUCAUGUAGAAAGGUAGAUUGCUAUUUUCUGAUCUGUUUUUUAUAGAC